This is a messenger RNA of Hyla sarda, 3740 nucleotides long. RefSeq names its product macrophage mannose receptor 1-like. Lineage: Eukaryota; Metazoa; Chordata; Amphibia; Anura; Hylidae. Bases 73 to 3537 code for a protein of 1154 amino acids. The record is from RefSeq and is a predicted model, not a curated record. Gene Ontology annotation, cellular component: plasma membrane. Gene Ontology annotation, molecular function: signaling receptor activity. Gene Ontology annotation, biological process: receptor-mediated endocytosis. The transcript has 25 exons.
UCCACAGUUAGUUUGCAAGUGCUUUGUUAUUUUGUGGGGAAUAGCACCAGUUUUGGUGGAUUGCACCAAAGUAUGCAACUUUUUAAAAAGUCACAUUUUCACGAAUCCCUGACCACUGCAAAAAAAUCAACCAAAAACACGUCUAACACAGCAACAAAGCAAAACACAGGGACCAGUGACCCUUCAGGAACCAGUGACCCUACAGGGACCAGUGACCCUACAGGGACCAGUGACCCUACAUUUUGUCCUUCAUCAUGGACUUCUUAUAAUGGAUACUGCUAUUAUUUGGAUCCUGAAAAUAAGAAUUGGAAGGACGCCUUGUCAUCUUGUAGGAAAGAAGGGGGUGAUCUUGCAAGUGUGCACAAUAGUGAAGAAGCAAGUGCUAUUGCCUCACUGUAUGAGGAGUCUGAUGCAGAUUAUGUUUGGCUUGGGUUGACUGACUUGAAGACUCAUCUAUUGCUUGAAUGGAGCGAUGGAUCUCUGGUGAAAUAUACGGCAUGGCAGAGAGGAGAACCAUCUCACCUCAAUAGCAGACAAGAGGAUUGUGUUGCAUUAUCCACUAAGGAUGGACAAUGGGCGGACAAGAUAUGUAAGGAAAUGUUCCCAUAUAUGUGCAAAAGAAAAUCCCUGCGGUAUGAACAAGGGCCAGUUAUCGGUGAUCACCCUGGAUGUGAUGAGGGUUGGAGGAGACACGGCUUCUAUUGUUAUCUAAUUGGUGAAUCCCUUAGUACAUUUGCAGAAGCUAACAGCACAUGUAACCAUCAUGGAGCCUUUCUGAUGACUAUUGAGGACAGGGCUGAACAGGAAUAUAUUACAAGUCUGAUUGGGUUUAGACCAGAGAAAUAUUUCUGGACCGGACUCUCUGAUACGGAGGAUAUGGACACUUAUAAAUGGGCCAAUGGGCAAGAGGUUUUGUAUACACACUGGAACGCUGACAUGCCAGACCAAAAACAGGGCUGUGUAGCUGUGAGAACUGGAAACAAAGCUGGAUUAUGGGAUGUUAUAAUCUGUGAAGAAAAGACUAAGUAUGUGUGCAAAAAGUGGGCACAAGGAGUGACACCACCGCCACCUAUCCCGACAACAACAGCAGAACCAACGUGUCCAAGUAAUUGGAGUUCACUAGGCCAUGCAUGCUACAAGUUUUACUCAUUAUUGGAUUAUGAAAGAAAGAACUGGUUUGAAGCAAGAGAUUUCUGCAGAUUUAUAGGAGGUGACUUGCCUAGUAUCACCAACAGGGAUGAUCAAGCUGCAGUGCAAAUAAUUACGAGAAAAUUUAAUGUGUACCUUUCAAGUGCGUGGAUUGGCCUACAGUACAGAUAUCCAUAUGAAGGCCCUACAUGGUCGGAUGGCUCACCUUUUUAUUAUGGAAAUUGGGACCGUGGUGAACCAAACAGUGAAAAAGGGAAAAGGAUCUGUGGAGCGAUUAAGUUUUCUUUUGCUCAAUGGCAAUUGUUAGACUGUGACACUGCAACGCACUGGUUUUGCAAGAUAAAAAAAGGAGCGGUAUUAAAGGAAGAACCAAAGGCUACUGAAUAUGAAUUUACAAGUGACGGCUGGCUAAUCUACAAUGGCAGCCAAUACUAUAUUAGCAAGGAUCAACUGCCAAUGGAGAAAGCGCAAGAAUUUUGUAAUCACAAUUUUUCCCAUCUUGUCACCAUUAACAGUGAAUCUGAGUGGAAAUUCCUUUGGAAAUAUAUUAGAAACCAAAGAAAAGACAGGCAAUAUGCUUAUUACAUUGGUCUACGUUCUGGACUGGACAGAGAAUUCAUGUGGAUGGAUCGUUCUCCGAUUGACUUUGUUGCCUGGAAGGAAAACCAACUUGACUUUGUCCAUAGAAAUGAGUUGUGCACUGAUUUGGUUACAUACAAUGGACUUUGGUAUCACGUAAAUUGUGGUAAUCAUAGAGCAUUUAUCUGCGAAAGGACAAAUAGUUCCAUUAAUACAACAUUUGCUCCAAUUAUUUCUGCACCAGACGGUGGAUGCCCAUCAAAUUGGCUUUCGUUUGGACAAAAGUGUUAUGGAAUAUUUGGCACAGGAAAAGAUGAAGGAGUUCACUGGCAUAAUGCCAAACGUGAAUGUCAGUACUUAGGAGGAAACUUGGUCACCAUAAACGAUGAUUUGGUACAAUCUUUUUUGAUAUCUAAUUUAAAAAAUGUCAAGGUAGAUGUGUGGAUCGGAUUACAUGACUUGUUUAACAAACGCAAAUUUCUUUGGGCGGAUCAAAGUGGAGUUUAUUAUACAAACUGGGCCAAAGGUCGACCAAUGCCAAUUUGGAAUAGUCUUGGUAUUAUUCAUAAGACUGAAUGUGUGGCUUUACAAUAUGGACGUAUAUUUUAUGGUGGUUUAUGGAUGGACACGGAUUGUAGUCUGAAUAAAGGAUACAUCUGCCAGAAAUAUAAGGAUCCGAGCCUUCCAGUUAUUCCAACCACUCCUCCUGCUCAUGGCUAUUAUACCUACGGAGAUGCCAGAUACAAGUUUGAUAAAACCAAGAGGAGUUGGGAUGAAGCGCGUCAGGAGUGCCGGAAGGAUAAUUCACAGCUAGCCAGCAUCUUAGACGAGUACACCACAUCUUUUCUAAAACUCCACUUGGUUAAACAUAAAGAACCUUUUUGGAUCGGCCUAUACAGUAGCAAAGAGACUAAAAAUACAUAUAAAUGGGUUGAUAACUGGAGAGUGCGCUACACAAAAUGGGCUGCUAAGGAGCCUCGCAAACAAAUUUCCUGUGUAUUUGUGGAUACAGAUGGACAAUGGAAGACAUCGCCUUGUAAUGAGCGUUAUUCUUCAAUCUGCAAGCAAACAGAUGUUGUUGCUCCCUCUGACCCACCUGGAAGACCUGGAACAUGUCCCAACACAACAUCAGAGGCCUGGAUUCCCUUCCGUAACCAUUGCUAUUUUUUUGAAUCAACUAACACCAGUGCGUGGUCUCAGGCAUCCAGAAGUUGCAAACAACAUGAUGCCAUUUUGACUUCAAUUGAAGAUUCAACUGAACUUGAUUUCCUUCAUCGUAAUGUUGAGUUAGUCGGCAACCGAAAAGAAAAAUUUUGGAUCGGACUGUUCAAGAAUGUGGAAGGAAAAUGGCUUUGGUUGGACAAUACAAGCAUGGACUUCAUAAACUGGGAAAAUGAGGCACCCCAUGGAGAUAUAUCUUCAUUCUGUGUGAUGAUGGAUGCCGAAAAAGGAACGUGGAACAUUGUAUGGUGCGGUAGAUUCAUUGGGUACAUAUGUAAAACAUUAAAAACUCCUCUGCCCACUGAAACGAUAAUCGAGCAAACAGAAUCAAAAUCAUCACAUGGCAUGACCAUUGGUGUGGUUGUUCUUAUUAUUCUUGUUGUUGCUGGCACGGCCAUUGCUGUCGUCUUUGUAUAUAGGAGGAAAAAGGACAAGUCACAACCAGAAAAUGUUUUGGAUAGCAGAAUAUACUUUGACAGUAAAUGUGCGGCUGUGACACAUGAUACAAACAUUUUAGUGGAAAACAUCGAGGAAAAUGAACAUGAAGAUUCUAAUCUUAUGUAUGAUCCAAGUGCAACUGCACUAUAAUAUCCAGGCUGUAACAGGCUCAUGUGUGACACUCAUCUACAAGGAAUAAAUAGGACGGUGCGCAAGAUGAUCCAUACUGUAAUAAAAUGAUCUAUAUAUAAAAAUUAGAGAAAGUAAGUUACUGUACAAUUGUUAAGUGGAAAUUAAUUAUAAAUUAUAAAUUAAAGGAGAAGUCCAGUGGUGACUCAGUGGUGAACAACUUA